AUGGGUAUGCAGCCGCGAGCCGGGUCGCUAGCUGACACCAACGGAACCAAUGGAACAAACGGCGAAACGAACAGGCGGAAAGCACCUUUAGAUAUCGAAGAGAUCUUGCGCAAGAAGAAAGAAGCAAACGAAGCCGCCGCGAAACCAAGAUUUAUCCCUAAAGCUGAGCGUGAGCGCCUAGCAGCAGAGAAACAAAAAGAAGAUGAGGAGAAGCGAAGGCGGAAAGCGGAAGAAGAAGCACGAAAUAAGCCUACUGGUAGAUCUACAACCACGUCGGGACUCGAUGGACGGCAUCCGGAUCGUCGCGACAGAGAUCAUGCACCAGCUGUUCCAACGGGGCCUAGGGCCAUGCGCCAAACUGGGCAUGAUAGACGUGAUACCAACGACAACGAAAAUGGAGAUGCACGAGGGAAAUCAAAGGGUAAGAAGGGGUUGGCCGGGGAGAAACGAGCGGCACCAGAAGAGACAGAAGCCGCCUCAAUACGAGCGCGAUAUAUGGGCCCAGAAAUGAAUCAGUCUACUUUCUCAGCUAAAAAGAAGAGAAGGAGAACAACAGAAAAGAAAUUCAAUUUCGAAUGGGAUGCGGAGGAAGACACAACACAGGAUCAUAAUCCCAUCUAUUCAGAGAGGGCUGAGCCCACCUUCUUCGGAAGAGGAAGGCUGGCCGGGUUUGGUGACGACAUGACAGAAGAGAACGCCAAGAAGUAUGCCAUGUCUCUGAUCGAACGUGAUCCUGAAAACGGGGCGCAACGAGCACAAGAGCUACUAGAGAUGAUGCGAAAGGCGAAGGAGAGGGCUAACCGCAACGGCCUAGGGAAGCAUUGGUCAGAGAAGAAGCUAGAGGACAUGCGCGAACGAGAUUGGCGUAUAUUUAAAGAAGAUUUUGGUAUUGCAACCAAGGGUGGACUCAUUCCAAAUCCAAUGCGAAACUGGCAUGAAUCGGGUUUACCUCGUCGUCUGUUAGACAUCAUCAGCAAAGUUGGGUACGACGAGCCGACUCCGGUCCAGCGUGCCGCAAUACCAAUUGCUUUACAGGCAAGAGAUCUAAUCGGUGUAGCUGUCACUGGUUCAGGAAAGACAGCUGCUUUCUUACUACCUCUACUAGUAUACAUCUCGGAAUUACCGCCAUUAAAUGAAAUCACCAAGAAUGAUGGUCCGUACUCAUUAAUUAUAGCCCCAACUCGAGAGUUGGUUCAGCAGAUCGAGUCAGAGGCCAAGAAAUUCGCUAUCCCACUAGGGUUUACUGUUGUUAGUCUUGUCGGUGGGCAUUCACUUGAAGAACAAGCGUUUGCCUUGAGGAACGGUGCUGAAAUUAUCGUCGCCACACCUGGUCGUCUAGUCGACUGUAUCGAACGACGCCUGCUGGUACUGUCCCAAUGUUGUUACAUCAUCAUGGAUGAGGCCGAUCGUAUGAUUGAUAUGGGUUUUGAAGAACCAGUCAACAAGAUCUUAGACGCGCUCCCCGUCACCAACGAAAAGCCGGACACUGACGCCGCCGAAAAUCCGCAACUAAUGAGCCGACAUCUUGGCGGUAAAGAUCGAUAUCGACAGACAAUGAUGUACACAGCCACCAUGCCGUCAGCUGUCGAGAAGAUCGCGAAGAAAUAUCUACGCCGACCUGCUACGGUAACGAUAGGUAAUGUAGGAGAAGCCGUAGAUACGGUCGAGCAACGGGUCGAAUUCGUCCCUGGAGAGGACCGUCGCAAGAAGCGAUUACAGGAGAUUCUAUCAUCGAACGAAUUUGCACCGCCUAUUAUCGUAUUCGUCAAUAUCAAACGCAACUGCGACGCCGUCGCUCGGGAGAUCAAACAUAUGGGCUUUUCAGCUGUCACGCUCCACGGCAGCAAGACCCAGGAACAGCGAGAACAGGCUCUCGCUUCAGUACGCGGCGGCACGACGGACGUCUUGGUCGCGACAGAUCUUGCUGGUCGUGGUAUCGAUGUUCCAGAUGUAUCACUCGUCGUCAACUUCAACAUGGCCUUGAGUAUCGAAGGCUACACGCAUCGUAUCGGUCGUACGGGUCGUGCUGGCAAGAGCGGUGUUGCUAUUACAUUCUUGGGCAACGAAGAUGCGGACGUCAUGUAUGACCUGCGGCAAAUGCUUUCAAAAAGCUCCAUAUCUAGGGUACCGGAGGAGCUGCGCCGGCACGAGGCUGCACAGCAGAAACCAAAUAAGGGGCCCAAGAAGCUUGAGGAGAAGGGCUUUGGUGGGAAAGGGGGCGGAUGGGACUAG
Molecule: messenger RNA, 2232 nt
Organism: Daldinia childiae
Lineage: Eukaryota; Fungi; Ascomycota; Sordariomycetes; Xylariales; Hypoxylaceae
Product: Pre-mRNA-splicing ATP-dependent RNA helicase prp28
Exons: 1
Coding region: 1-2232 (743 amino acids)
Biological process (GO): mRNA splicing, via spliceosome
Cellular component (GO): catalytic step 2 spliceosome
Molecular function (GO): ATP binding; RNA helicase activity; RNA binding
Source: RefSeq, a predicted model, not a curated record